AUGUUGAAGAGAUUCUUGAAGUGCUUCAACCUCAAACCAACAACUUCAGUGUCUGUCACUGAGAGGAUAUACAGAUGGGAUGCUAAGAGACUUAACUUCUCUACUCUUGACAUUUAUGGCCUUUCCAUAUUUGAGCAGCUCCCAGAUGAAGUAUUACAUGGAUUACGCUCUCUUAAGAAAUUGAGUAUUGUGAGGUGCGAAAAGUUCAAGCUAUCAGAAAGUUUUCAAUACCUCACUUGUCUUGAGAAAUUGAUAAUCCAAAGCUGCUCAAAAAUAGAGGGUUUGCACGAGGCAUUACAACAUAUGAUUGCUCUUCAAUCUUUGUCAUUGAGUGAUCUUCCAAACCUGGCAUCCUUACCUAAUGACUUGUUAGGAAACCUAGGCUUGCUUCAAGAAUUAGAGAUUUCUAAUUGUCCAAAGCUGGUGUGUCUUCCCAUGAGCAUUCAACACCUUACUAGUCUGAAACAAUUGGGAAUCUCCGAUUGUAGUGAGUUAGGGAAACGAUGUAAAGAGAACACGGGUGAGGAUUGGCACAAAAUAGCUCACAUUCAACACAUUCAAGUAAAAAACCAAAGUCAUGAAGCUAGAGUGAUCUUCAGAGCAGGAUAA
This is a messenger RNA of Vicia faba (fava bean), 609 nucleotides long. Lineage: Eukaryota; Viridiplantae; Streptophyta; Magnoliopsida; Fabales; Fabaceae. The record is from the annotation of a GenBank genome assembly.